Molecule: messenger RNA, 1002 nt
Organism: Rhineura floridana
Lineage: Eukaryota; Metazoa; Chordata; Lepidosauria; Squamata; Rhineuridae
Product: putative olfactory receptor 10D4
Exons: 1
Coding region: 1-1002 (333 amino acids)
Biological process (GO): G protein-coupled receptor signaling pathway
Cellular component (GO): membrane
Molecular function (GO): olfactory receptor activity; G protein-coupled receptor activity
Source: RefSeq, a predicted model, not a curated record
AUGGGAGAGGAGAAAGAACAUGAGCAUUCUUCUUUUCUCUUCUGCUGUAGGGAUGGGCCCAACCAGAAGAACCACACAGUAGUGACCCAUUUCAUUCUCCUUGGAAUCCCCAACACCGAAGGCAUUGAGACCAUCCUCUUUAUUGUCUUCUUAAUCUUCUAUCUCUGCACUUUGCUGGGAAACCUGAUGAUUAUGACCGUGGUCCUCUUUGACUUUCAUCUCCACACCCCAAUGUACUUUUUCCUCUGCAAUCUUGCCAUCCUAGAUAUUGGCUUCUCUUCCGUCACCACACCAAAGAUGUUAGCCAACCUCUGGGGACAGAGCAGAACAAUCUCCUUAGGGGGGUGCAUGUCCCAGGUCUUCUUCUACCAUUUUAUGGGAUGUUCUGAGUGCCUGCUGUAUACCGUCAUGGCUUAUGAUCGCUAUGUUGCCAUUUGUUACCCUCUGCGAUAUCUGGUCAUUAUGAACUGGAAGGUGUGCAUCAUCUUGGCAGCUGGCACAUGGGCAGCCAGUUCCAUCCAGGGCAUUGUUCUCACCAGUCUCACUUUCACACUGCCUUACUGUGGCCCCAAUAGAAUAGACUAUUUCUUCUGUGACAUCUUCCCAGUCGUCAAGUUGGCCUGUGCCGAUACCACCACCAUAGAGGCUGUGGGCUUCAACAAUGUUGGUGUUGUGGGCACGACCUGUUUCAUCCUCAUCCUAUUGUCUUAUGCCCGCAUCAUCUACUCCAUCGUGCGGAUGAACUCGGGAGAGGGGAGACGCAAAGCAGCCUCCACAUCCGCUUCACAUCUUUUGGUGGUUACCUUCUUUUUUGGACCCUGUGCUUUGAUUUACACCCAGCCAUCUCUGAGCGGGGUUCUAGUCACCGCAGUGCAGAUCUUUGGCAAUGUAGUCACACCCAUGCUCAACCCAGUCAUCUACACUCUGCGGAACAAGGAAGUCAAAGCAGCUUUGAAGAAACUUACAAGGAGGCAGACAGUUUCACAAUUGACUGCACAUUAA